Molecule: messenger RNA, 2180 nt
Organism: Xyrauchen texanus (razorback sucker)
Lineage: Eukaryota; Metazoa; Chordata; Actinopteri; Cypriniformes; Catostomidae
Product: claudin-4-like
Exons: 1
Coding region: 364-1011 (215 amino acids)
Biological process (GO): bicellular tight junction assembly; cell adhesion
Cellular component (GO): bicellular tight junction; plasma membrane
Molecular function (GO): structural molecule activity
Source: RefSeq, a predicted model, not a curated record
UCCACUUAUUCCCAGUCUAGGAAAAGUCCGUUAGUCAGUGCACAGAAGAGACGCGGCGAGGUAAUGCUGUCCACCUGACCAAUACAAUUAACUUUUUCUUGAUUGAAAAUAAAUCUCAAAGGAAAAACAACAACGUUUUGAUUGAAGAAAUCGGAGAAGAAAACUUUGGAUUAGGAUCCAUUUGAGAGUAAAAAUUAGGAAAAACAUAAUCUGGAGUGGGAAUACUGUGGAUAGAUGAUUUUGGAGCUUGGAUUGAAAACUGUGUGCAGUGUUUCCCAACUUUCCAACAGUCUUGGAAUUGGUUGCACAGAUACACCUGAGCAUUAUAAGGAAUAAAGGAACAUAUAGGCUAAAUAAGAAGCAAUGGCCUCUGCGGCUCUUGAGAUCCUCGGUCUGACCCUGUGCGUUAUCGGAACGCUUCUGGAGAUGGCCGCUUGCGGCUUGCCCACCUGGAAAGUGACCGCCUUCAUCGAGGCCAACAUCGUGGUGGCGCAGACCAUCUGGGACGGCCUGUGGAUGUCGUGCGCCGUGCAGAGCACGGGCCAGAUGCAGUGCAAGACUCACGACUCCAUGCUCGCCCUCAGCCAAGACUUCCAGGCCGCGCGCGCGCUCAUGGUCAUCUCCUCCGUGAUGUGCGUUAUCGGGCUGAUGGUGGUGAUCGCCGGCGCGCAGUGCACCAACUGCAUCAAGACGGAAAGCGUCAAGGCGCGCGUAGUGAACGUCGGAGGGGUCAUCUACAUCAUCAGUGCCAUCUUCAUGCUGGUGCCCCUGUGCUGGAUGGCCAACAACAUCAUCUCCGACUUCUACAACCCGCAGGUGCCGGCGGCCCAAAAGCGGGAGAUCGGCGCGGCACUCUACAUCGGCUGGGCGGCCACCGCGCUGCUUCUGCUCGGGGGCAGCAUGCUCUGCUGCUCGUGUCCGACGUCGGGAAGCUCCGGUUACUCGGUGAAAUACGCGCCCACCAAAAGAUCAACACCUAACGGGGAAUAUGACAAACGGAAUUAUGUUUAAAAACUGGAGAGUAUGGUGCGCUUUGGACUAGUUUUACAAGAGAAAACAUCCUGUUUUAUAGUUCUUAUGAAAACUUGUACUAUUGACUGAUUUUCUUGGACUACAGUUGUGUUUAAAAACAAUUGCUGCUGUGCAUGCAGUGAAAAGCUAGAGUAACUUUCAUUAAAGUUACACAAUGCUCACCAGAUCAUGUAUAGUUAGAUGUGUUGGACAUUAUAUCAUGUUUGUUAAUGGCCCAAUGAACGCUUUUACCCUUAAACUUCAAGUAUCAGUUGACUAAUCUUACUUUUAAAGCAUCUUGGACUACUGCUGAUUUGGACAAUUGUUUUUAUUUAACAUGCAAUUUCAAAAACGGUUGAGGAUAUAUGUGUCAAAAGGUGCUUUAUAGCAACUUUUAUGAAUGGCAUAAGCAAACGUCAUAAUGAUGGAAUGAUAUGUCUAUGUACAUUCAGUGCAAAUGUCAAACUUUGAUUUAUAUAUUUCAUAUGUGCUAUUGACCUAUACGUAUUUCAAAUGUGCCCGAUUCCUUAGGCACUACAUAAUAACUGCUAAUGAAACAAUUAAAGUUAUUAAAGUUUUACCCAUUAUUUCAUUAGAUGUGCUGAAAAACUAUCAAGCAUGUGCAUUUUUUAAAGGGUUGAAAGAGAAACAUGAAUCUGACAAAACAUCUAUUUUAGGUACCUCCGAAAGCUUGUAAAAGUCUAAAAGCAUUCAGAUAAAGUAGCUCUAGUUGUUACUAUCAAACAUGUUUACCAAUGUGUUCGUUGUCCUGGAGAGAUGUCAGUGAUGUUUAGUGUGUAAACCUAUAGGAAUCUCACCUUUGGCACAUUCCCAGAGAAUCUCAACGCUGGUCAGCGAGGACAAACAGCUGGAAAGCUCAAGACAGCAAAUCUUGACUGCUCUGUCAUUCAAAACUCUCCCGUCCACACGGAUGCUCAAAGUACCAUGAGCACAACAAGGCUGCAUGAGAAGGAAAGCCGAGCAGGAUCUAUGCCUUUGGAAAUGGAAAUGUUUGUUUUUGGGAAUAUCCUGCUGGUUUUGUCCUGCAGAAUGCAAAACUUCAUGGACGGGUAUCUUCAUUUUCUUAGAACACAAGACCAAUAUGUUCAGUUUAUCCAGCUCGACUGAAACUUUCUUUUAUUUGUAUUAUUAUUAUUGUCUUUACAUGU